This is a messenger RNA of Brachypodium distachyon (stiff brome), 921 nucleotides long. RefSeq lists its product as uncharacterized. The transcript is spliced from 5 exons. Lineage: Eukaryota; Viridiplantae; Streptophyta; Magnoliopsida; Poales; Poaceae. The coding region runs from base 130 to 603 and encodes 157 amino acids. The record is from RefSeq and is a predicted model, not a curated record.
GACACGGGCCGUCUCCAUCCCAGAUUCCGAGAGCUCCCAAGGUCGCACCGCGGCUCCCCCAUCCCCCCACAACCCGUGCCGCCCGGUCGCCUCGCCUCCUGCUCCUCGACGCCACCGCCGCCGGUCGACAUGGGGUUCGUGUCCUUCGCCGGGAGGGUCCUCUUCGCCUCUGUCUUCCUCCUCUCCGCCUAUCAGGAGUUUAGUGAGUUCGGAGUUGAUGGUGGACCAGCUGCAAAGUCUCUUAAGCCUAAGUUCAACAGUUUCACCAGAAACAUAUCUGCCCAUCUGGGAGUUGUGGUGCCCCAUGUUGAGUUGAAGCAUGUGAUUGCUGCUACCAUUGGUCUGAAGGGUCUGGGAGGUCUCCUGUUUAUCUUCAGCAGUUCAUUCGGUGCUUAUCUCCUGGCGCUCUACCUUGCUUUUAUCACACCUGUGGUCUAUGACUUCUACAACUACGACAUGGAGAAGAGUGAAUUUGUGCAGCUCUUCAUCAAGUUUACACAGAAUCUCGCACUCUUCGGCGCGCUUCUUUUCUUCCUGGGCAUGAAGAACUCCAUUCCCAAGCGACAGGCCAAGAAGAAGGCUCCCAAGCCAAAGACAAACUAGAGCACCCAAGGUUAUUGAAGUGUUGCGGGGGAGACGGUCUGAUUUAAAAAGCUACCAUACCUGUUCCGUUGUGGUCAAAUCUUAUGUGUAUCAGAUCCUUUUUUUGAAGGGUGCGGCCCUUAUGAGGUGUGGGUGGUGGUUUAGGCUACUAGAUUGUAUCAGUAUCUUGUACUUUGGAUUUAUUUGUUGUAGGGUGCCAUGGGUUAAGAUUAUCCAUUUAUUUAUUUUGCAACUAAUAUUGAUACUGAUGGAAAUGAUUACCAAGGGUUCUUUGCUUGGGUAUUAUAUCUGGUUUGUGUUUGGGAACCUUGCAAUCUA